This is a messenger RNA of Knipowitschia caucasica, 246 nucleotides long. Lineage: Eukaryota; Metazoa; Chordata; Actinopteri; Gobiiformes; Gobiidae. The record is from the annotation of a GenBank genome assembly.
AUGCAGGAGCCAGAGGGUGUGCGGGGGCCCGGCGGAAAAAAAUGGGAGCGAUGUGUGCUACGGCGCGGCGGACAGGUCGGUGCGGCUGCUGCUGUUGUGUCGAGGCGGGAAGAGGAGCGCAGACAAAGCCUAAUCUGCCGUCGCGCCAUCGUGGGCCACAUGCUGGUGACGGGGCCAAGAGGAGGCUUCCUGCUGGGGCCGCUGCUUAGUGCACUGUCAUGGCCGCCGCCGCCACAACACACCUGA